Molecule: messenger RNA, 722 nt
Organism: Salvia hispanica
Lineage: Eukaryota; Viridiplantae; Streptophyta; Magnoliopsida; Lamiales; Lamiaceae
Source: RefSeq, a predicted model, not a curated record
AUGCCCCCCUUGGCCGCCAUUGAAGAAUGCCCUGAUUCAACGGAGCUGAUCAAGGACCUCCGAGAUGAAGAGACGGACCUCGAUUCGCAGCUCACGGAUGAUAAAGAGAAUGUCAAUCCAGUGGAAAACGGGAAUGUUGCUGAAUCGAAGCCUCCUUCGUCGGAGAUCGAUGCGACGUCGUUUAGGCGGCCGGAUUUGUACUCGGAGAGCCUCUUCGAUCCAAAUCUCCUCGCGGCGUUCGAGCAGGCGGUGAUGGAGGGCAAGGGAACGGGGAGCUUCGGAAAGAGGAGAAACAAGACACACACACUGUGUGUGAGGUGCGGCCGCCGCAGCUUCCACCUCCAGAAGAGUCGCUGCUCCGCCUGUGCUUAUCCUGCUGCUCGCAAGAGGACAUACAACUGGAGUGUGAAGGCUAUUCGCCGAAAGACGACUGGCACUGGGCGGAUGAGGUAUCUCCGCAACGUGCCCCGCAGAUUCAAGACCAACUUCAGAGAAGGUACUGAGGCUGCACCGAGGAAGAAGGCUGUUGCCGCGUCUGCUUAAGUGCUGGAGAUCGCUGUUGAUUGGAGUUUCUUUUGGUAUUUUUAUAGACUAGAGAGCAAAUGAAUUUUGAAAGAUGUCUGAAUUUUGAGAUACUUAGUUUCAUGCUAAUUAUGUUGAUGUACUUUGUUUUGAAUUUUAAUACAUAUGGAUGAAAGACCAAUCUUGUUUGUUUGCCUUGA